Messenger RNA from Bombina bombina (fire-bellied toad), 1826 nucleotides. RefSeq names its product coiled-coil domain containing 78 (gene CCDC78). The transcript has 15 exons. Gene Ontology annotation, cellular component: cytoplasm. The record is from RefSeq and is a predicted model, not a curated record. The coding region runs from base 42 to 1739 and encodes 565 amino acids. Lineage: Eukaryota; Metazoa; Chordata; Amphibia; Anura; Bombinatoridae.
CCUGUUAUUUUCUCUCCCUAUCAAAAGCUGCAUUUUACUACAUGACACUUAUGGACACUGACAGCGACAAUGUUCUUAAUGAACAAAUCAGACGACUAACCAAUGAAAACGUUCACUUGCAGGAUCGUAAUGAAAGGUUAUAUGCGAAGUUAGGAGAAUUACAGGAAAAGAUGGGGAAACUGGCAGGGUCAAAGACAGACCUCUCUUCGAAACUGGUGCUUAGUGAGGAGGAGAAGCUGAAGAUCUCUAAAGAACUGAUUGAAGUUCAGAUUGAGACUAACAAAAUUAGAGAACACUAUGAAGCUGAAACCUUUGAACUAAAAAAUACGAUUUUGAAUCUGGAAAACCAACUCAUGUCUCUAGAAUUGCAAAAAGAAAAGUUGAGUGGAGAAUAUACAAUAGUAAAAGAUCGUCUGCAUUCAGUGGAGAACAACCGCAAAGAUCUGGCUAAUGAAUUCAUUGUCCUGAAGAGCAACUAUCUGGCACUUAGAAAGGAGCACGAGAAAGAGGUUGCUAAAAAUGAUGAUCUGAGUAUGGAGCUUCUAAACAUCGCAAACAGUAGAGCACAUGAGGAUACAUUUUCACGUGCUCAGGCCAAUGAAGCAACUGCAGAACUGGAAAGAGUAAGAGCCAUGGUCAAUCGCCUCUCAGCCCGUAAAAUAAAGCCAGAAGAACUGGUAGCCUCAGAACAUGAGAGAAGAAAGCUUGAGAAAAAUCUUCUUGGAAACCAGGAUCAUAUCAAAGAAGAGAUCAAAAGUUUAAAAAACCUCCAUGAAGCCCAGCAGCAGAAACUAGAAGAGAAAGUGAUUGCAAUGGGCAGGGAGCUGCAAGAGGCGAAAAGAGCAAUUCGCAACACACAGCACAAGAUAGCAGAGCAGUCAGGAGUUCUUUUAACAUCUCAAAGCCAACUGAAAGAAAUAGAGGCAGAAAAUUCCCAUCUCCAGUUGCAGCUCAAGGAGUUAAAUGAAGAAUACCGUUCCCGACUAAACCGCUACAUUCAGGAUUUGGCAGAUUAUGUUGAUGGAACACUGAAAGGGGGUACAGCCCAUAAAUCACUGGUAGAUCCCACACGUAUUAAACAAUAUAUGGAGAGCAUGUUGAAUGAUAUCAAAGCAUCUUAUAGGUCCAGAGAGGAACAGCUUGCAGCAGCCACACGGCAAUACAAAAAGCGCAUGCAGAACAUAGUCAAGAGGCAUGAGAGUCUGCUUAUUGCAUACCGCAUGCAACGAGAGCAGAUCCUAGCUUUGGGAAACAAUAAUGUUGAUCCAGGACCUCCUGAGCAUCACUUCUUGAUCAUUGACCAUGAGAUGCAAUCCCAGCUUGGAGAAGAAUUAAACAAACUGCGUGAAGACAAAGCCCAGCUGGAAGCUAAGCUCUCAGAGCUGAAAGAGAAGAACAGGAAGAAUGAUUAUGCAGCAAUGUCAAAUCAAAAUGUGGGACAAAAUAAACAGCUUAAUGAAGAUACAUGGACAGAAAUACGGAAACAACUGCGCGAGUUUACUCACAACACACAGGAGGAUUUAGAGAAAGAAAGAAGUCAGCUGUUGUCUAGAGCAAUGGUGGCAGAGGAGCAGGUAGCAGAGUUGCAGGAAUAUGUGGAUAAACAUCUAGGACGAUACAAACAAGAGAUAGUGCGUUUGAGAAAAAUCCUUGGUAAUGAGGGCCCCCGAGCCUUCAGUGCCGAUGCUUCAUACUCAUUUCUAUUUCGAUCGCAAAGAAGGAAAAGCAAUGAAAUGUGAUAUCUCCAUCCGGCAGAAAUAUUUGCCGAAUUAGACUGAAGGAAUCAGCGUCCAUAGAUUAAGAAAAUUCAACCAUCUUCCAUAUCA